Nerophis ophidion (straightnose pipefish) is the source of this 11513-nucleotide messenger RNA. It is a transcript of the gene celf2, whose product is annotated as cugbp, Elav-like family member 2. Gene Ontology annotation, molecular function: mRNA 3'-UTR binding. The transcript has 15 exons. Gene Ontology annotation, cellular component: nucleus; cytoplasm; ribonucleoprotein complex. Bases 186 to 1757 code for a protein of 523 amino acids. NCBI's taxonomy places the organism in Eukaryota, Metazoa, Chordata, Actinopteri, Syngnathiformes, Syngnathidae. The record is from RefSeq and is a predicted model, not a curated record. Gene Ontology annotation, biological process: regulation of alternative mRNA splicing, via spliceosome; mRNA splice site recognition.
CAGCAGCCUAGAAGCAUCAUCUCCUCCUCCUCUUCCUCCUCCUCCUCCUCGCUGAAGGACUUUAAACAUCUCUGACACCUCCUCCUUUUUUUUGUUUUGUUUUUUUGUUUGUUGUUGUUGUUGUCGUUGCUUCCAGCUCUUUCCGAACCCCCCCUCCCCCUUGCUUUUUACCCCCCUCCCCCACCAUGGUUUCUAUUAUUUCAGACCUGGACCCCCUUAAAACCUGGAACGUCUUAAGGCAGGACGCUAGCGACCUCUCUGGACCGAUACAAAGUAACGGCACGGGCGGGAAGAUGAACGGCGCCCUGGAGCAUUCGGACCAGCCCGACCCGGACGCCAUCAAGAUGUUCGUGGGCCAGAUCCCGCGCUCCUGGUCGGAGAAGGAGCUGAAGGAGCUGUUUGAGCCCUAUGGCGCCGUCUACCAGAUCAACAUCCUGCGGGACCGCAGCCAGAACCCGCCACAGAGCAAAGGCUGCUGUUUUGUCACCUUCUACACCAGGAAAGCUGCCCUCGAAGCCCAGAAUGCAUUGCACAACAUCAAGACCUUAACAGGGAUGCACCACCCCAUCCAGAUGAAGCCUGCGGACAGUGAGAAGUCGAACGCGGUGGAAGACAGGAAGCUGUUCAUCGGCAUGGUGUCCAAGAAGUGCAACGAGAACGACAUCCGGGUCAUGUUCUCGGCGUUCGGGCAGAUCGAGGAGUGCCGGAUCCUGCGAGGACCCGACGGGCUGAGCAGAGGAUGUGCGUUUGUCACCUUUUCCACCCGAGCGAUGGCACAGAAUGCCAUCAAAGCCAUGCACCAGUCUCAGACCAUGGAGGGCUGCUCGUCUCCCAUCGUGGUGAAGUUUGCCGACACGCAGAAGGACAAAGAGCAGCGGCGCCUGCAGCAGCAGCUGGCCCAGCAGAUGCAGCAGCUCAACAGCGCCACCACCUGGGGCAGCCUGACGGGCCUGGGCGGUCUAACCCCGCAGUACCUGGCGUUGCUCCAGCAGGCCACGUCCUCCAGCAACCUGGGGGCCUUCAGCGGCAUCCAGCAGAUGGCCGGUAUGAGCGCUCUGCAGUUGCAGAACUUGGCCACUUUAGCGGCGGCGGCGGCGGCAGCCCAAAACUCGGCCAGCCCGUCCACCGCCAACCCCCUGUCCUCCGGCGCCGCCUCCCUGGGAGCGUUGGGCAGCCCAGCGGGCACCACCGCCGGCUCCAACGCGGGCGCCAUGAACUCGCUGACCUCGCUGGGCACGCUGCAGGGCCUGGCGGGCGCCACGGUGGGCCUCAACAACAUCAACGCACUCGCAGGUAGCAUCAACAGUAUGGCGGCGCUCAAUGGCGGGCUGGGCGGCGCCGGGCUGGCUAACGGCGCGGCGGGCACCAUGGACGCGCUGACGCAGGCCUACUCAGGGAUCCAACAGUACGCCGCCGCCGCGCUGCCCACGCUAUACAGCCAGUCACUGAUGCAGCAACAAGGAGCCGCCGGCAGCCAGAAGGAAGGCCCCGAAGGCGCCAACCUGUUCAUCUACCACCUGCCCCAGGAGUUUGGCGACCAGGACAUCCUGCAGAUGUUCAUGCCUUUCGGGAACGUGGUGUCCGCCAAAGUCUUCAUCGACAAACAGACCAACCUCAGCAAGUGCUUCGGCUUCGUGAGCUACGACAAUCCGGUGUCGGCGCAGGCGGCCAUCCAGGCCAUGAACGGCUUCCAGAUCGGCAUGAAGCGGCUGAAGGUGCAACUGAAGCGCUCCAAGAACGACAGCAAGCCGUACUGAUGCUGAGACGCACCACCUGAGCCCUGCUGGGAACCAACCAUCUUCACGCCUGCUAGCGCGUCCUUAGCAUGUCUCGCUGGCCCCCCCACCCAAAAAAGUACAACCCCACCCCAGCCCACAAAAAAGAAUCUUUAAAAAACUGGUCCUCACACUUCCUUUCCCACCUGCUCCUCCGCCGACUGAACUUUUGGGGGGUGGUUUUCUUUUUUUGGUUCUUUUUGUGCAUUUCAAUGUUUCUUUUUUUUUUGUUUGUUUUUGUGCAUGUGACCUCAUGUUCGGGUGGGGGAGGGGCACUGAAGGUAAGACGAAAAAAAAAAGCAUCAAUGUGGGAAAAAAAAGCUGCAUUCAUUCUUUAAUUUCCUGGAUCUUUUCCUUUCCCUCCGCCCGUGUCACGGCGUCGCGUUUUUUUUUCCUCUUCUUCUUGCCGUCACUUUUAUUCAAAGUAAACUUGAACGUCGGCGGCGGGAACGGGCGCCCCCCCCCUUGCCCAACCCCCCGGCGAGAGAAUAAGACUACUUCCGCACAGUUUGGACUGCUCGCGCUCGACGAUGCUUUUUACACUUUUCAGGCCGUGUAAAGUUUUUUGAUAAGGCCAUUUGAAGUGGCCCACUUUCUCAUUCAAAGUCUAUAUAUGGAACCACUUUUUUUUCUAGAGUCGUUUCCAGGGGAACAACUCCGAGAAAAACACACACACGCAACAAAACAAAAAAAAAAGACACUCGCCCCGUUUGGGGGGAGAAAUGCUACCUAUUUGUCACCUUUUGCUGAGCUGACUGACAGACAGACAAUCCGUGGUUGAAAUGCACAUGAGAUGACAAACUAUAUUUUCUACUCUUUAAAUGUAUAGCGGUACGAAAAGACAAAAAAAAAAACCUGCGUUAGCGUCGGUGCUUCUGGUGAGUUUAGUUCACACGUCCGAAAACGGUCUUUAAAUGUCUCAUCUUUUUUGUUUUCCCAAGAGGAAACCACAACAACGGAGAGAAAAAAAAAAACGAGUUUACUUGAAUAGACAAAGCCUUUCGUAGAAAAAAUGUUUGUUUUGGUUUGCUUUUAUUUUUAAAGAGUCUUUGUGGAGACGGCGGGGCAAGGCGAGGCGGGACACGCUGUAGCCCGGCCCAAGAUGGCGGCAAGGAGGCGGAGGACGCGGCAGAGCGGAGAGGCCGCCACAAUCUAAAUCAGGUGCGUGGCACACAAUUCAUUCAUGUCCUCCUGUUGUAUGAAAGGGGAGAAGGAGGAGAGAUGGCGGAAGGAGUUGGAGGAUCAGACGAAGAGCGAUCAAAGAGCGGACCGUGAGCUUUAGUGUAGGUCGGAUCGCUUUGCAGCUGCUCCUUUCCACUGAUCGCUCACGGUCCUCUCUUUCAGUCGUCGUCGUCCUCUCUGGCUCGCUCUUUGAUCAUCUGCUCCUUCCGCCAUCUCUCCUCCUUCUCCCCUUUCAUACAGCAGGAGGACAUGAAUAAAUUGUGUUGCCGUGUGUGUGCCACGCACCUGAUUUAGAUUGUGGCGGCGUCGCUCCCAGCAAGCACCGCCUCUCCGCUCCGCCGCCUCCUUGCCACCAUCUUGGGCAGGGCUACAGGGUGUCCCGCACCGUUAUCAGCCCGUUGGCUCCGCCUCUCAACAGUCUUUCUUUCUUGUCGUUGGAUUAGCUAUAUCAAAUAUAUAUAUAAAUACAAAUACAAAUAUAUCUAUAUAUAUAUAUCUAUAAUGUCAGCUUGUGAAGCAUCAAUGUCUUUCUUUUCCAAACGAUACUUAGAUGUGUUUUGUCUUUAUAAAGGAGAAAAAAGAAAAAAAAGAAAAGUGGAGUUUAGUGCCAAAUAUGGAAGGUACUUCCUGCCUAGCGCGUCCGUGUUCUUCUUGGUGUGACAUGAUUUCGACGACACGGCUAUUUUACGAUCAGUGUUUUCUAUCAUUCCUUCAUAUUUAAAAAGUUCUAGAUUUCGAGAAAGGAGGAAAAAAAAAAGAAAAAAAAAAAAAGAGUUUGUUAACUUGCUGUGGUCUUGUUGCCUGAAAUGUGUCAUGUUUGCUUUUUCUUUGGAUUUUUUCCCUUUGUAAAAAUGUACAAAAAAAAAAAAGAAGUGCCCAUGUGUCAUAUAUGAAUAUAUAUAUAUACAUAUAUACAUAUAUCUAUACACACACGUGCACACAUUCUUGUGCAAGACCUCACCUUGUUGUUGUUGUUGUUGUUAUUGUCGUUGUUUUUGUGCAUGAGAGCCCCCGAGUGUGAACGCCCCCCCGCCAUGGACCACACACACACACACACACACACACACACACACACACACACACAUUCAUGUAUUUCUGACCUUCUUGAGACCUGAGAAAAAUGCCUCCCUCUUUAAGACCAGCCUUUCUAAAUAUAUAAAGAAGUGUAUUUACAACAUUAAUAAUAUAUACAAACUAUGCAAAUAUAAAACAGGUAAGUUUUUUUACUUUUCAUUAUUUACUUCAAGUUAUUACAGUAUGUCUUUAUAGACAUGUUUAUUUUAUUUGUUUGAAUUAGUUUUGGCUCAAGGGUGUGCAUUUCAAUUUCUUACACACACUUGUUAUUUCAUAUGUUGACCAGAGGGGGGAGCACUUUUAAUAGCGACACACAGUCAGUUUGAAAAAUCCCUCCUUUUUGGGACCACCCUCAUUUUGGUAGAUUUUCCGUGUUGGGACCAUGAUUGAUUGUCCUAACUUGUUCACACCUCCUCAUAUGGAAGGUACUUUUCCUUGCUGGUGUCUCGAUGAGUGUAGGAAUAUAAGAACACACACAUUUUUGUAUUUAUUCCCUUCUUGAGACCUGAGAAAAAUGCCUACAUCUUUAGGACCACCCUUUCUAGGAAUAUUAAAAAAAUAUUUGUAUGUACAAAAUCAAUAAUAUAAACAUAUUUUGCAUGUAUAAAAAAGGAAAACUUUUAAUAACAUUUUUUAAACUUUUUUUUGUAAUUGGCUUUUAAUCUUUAUUAUUUACUUCUCAUUUUACAGUAUGUCUCGAUAUAUAUAUCUAUAUAUAUAUAUAUAUAUAUAUAUAUAUAUAUAUAUAUAUAUAUAUAUAUAUAUAUAUAUAAAACAUUUUAUUAUUAUUAUUUGUGUUGUAUUUAUUUUUUAUUUGUUCAUUAAUGUUGGCCAAAAAGGGGCGUAUUUACAUUUUUUGCACACACUUGUUAUUUCGCAUGUCGACCAGAGGGGGCACACUUAAAAUGUUUACACACACUUGUUAUUUCAUAUAUUGACCAGAGGGGGAGCACUUUUAAAAGUGUGAAAAAUGCCUCCCUCUUUAGGACCACCUUUUCUAGGAAUAUUAAAAAAAUAUUUGUAUGUACAAAAUCAAUAAUAUAAACAUACUUUGCAUGUAUAAAAAAGGAAAACUUUUAGUAAGAUUUUAAAAACUUUUUUAAGUAGUUAGCUUUUAAUCUUUAUUAUUCUCAUUUUACAGUAUGUCUCCAUAUAUAUAUAUAUAUAUAUAUAUAUAAUUUUAUUAUUAUUAUUAUUGUAUUUCUUUUUUAUUUGUUAAUUAAUGUUGGCCAAAAAGCGGCGUAUUUACAUUUUUUGCACACACUUGUUAUUUCAUAUGUUGACCAGAGGGGGCACACUUAAAAUGUUUACACACACUUGUUAUUUCAUAUAUUGACCAGAGGGGGAGCACUUUUAAAAGUGUGAAAAAUGCCUCCCUUUUUAGGACCACCCUUUCUAGGAAUAUUAAAAAAAUAUUUGUAUGUACAAAAUCAAUAAUAUAAACAUACUUUGCAUGUAUAAAAAAGGAAAACUUUUAGUAAUAUUUUUUAAACUUUUUUUUGUAAUUGGCUUUUAAUCUUUAUUAUUUACUUCUCAUUUUACAGUAUGUCUCGAUAUAUAUAUCUAUAUAUAUAGAUAUAUAUAUAAAACAUUUUAUUAUCAUUAUUAGUUUUGUAUUUAUUUUUUAUUUGUUCAUUAAUGUUGGCCAAAAAGGGGCGUAUUUACAUUUUUUGCACACACUUGUUAUUUCAUAUGUUGACCAGAGGAGACAUACUUAAAAUUUUUACACACACUUGUUAUUUCAUAUAUUGACCAGAGGGGGAGCACUUUUAAAAGUGUGAAAAAUGCCUCCCUCGUUAGGACCAGCCUUUCUAGAUAUAUAAAGAUGUGUAUUUACAACAUUAAUAAAAUAUACAUACUAUGCACACAUAAAAAAGCUUGUUGUGAAAAAUGAGUUGGAAUAUCACACAAAUAAAAACUUAGAAUUGUGUCAGUAUUAUAAUAAAAGUUGUAAUUAUACACAAGUCAACAUUUUACAAGAAAAACUGAACAUGUGUGCAAUAUUAUGACAAAAGUUGGAAUAUUACUCAAUAACAGUCACAAUUUUACAAUAAAAGCUUAACAUUUUGGCAAUUUUAUGAAAAGAGUCGUAUGAAAAGACACAAUUUUAUAAGAAAACCUGCAAAAAAAUUUGAAUUUUUUUCUUAGCAAAAUUAUGACAUUAGUCAGAAUUUUACUCAAAAGAAGAAGAACAACAAAAUUAUUAAUGUUGUGAUAAAUGUCAGAAUUGUAUAUGACAAAUGCCACCAUUAUUGCAUUAAAAAGUAAUAAUUUUACAAGAACAGUCACAAUUUUACAAGAAAAGCUUCGCAUUUUGGCGAAACGUUGUAAUUUUAGUCAACAAAAGACACAAUUUUAUAAGGAAACUUGAAAAAUGUUGCCAAUAUUUUAAUAUAAAUGGGAAUUUUUACUUGGCAAAAUGAUGACAAAAGUCUGAAUUUCACUCAAAACAAGAACAACAACAAAAUUGUUAAUGUGAUAAAAGUCAGAAUUUAACAUGAAAAAUGUCCCCAUUUUUGCAUUAAAAAGUAAUAAUUUUACGAGAAGAUAAUGCAGUGUUGCAAAAAGAAUAUGAGAAAUUGUUCCCAAUUUUAUAAGGAAGAAGUCGACUCAUUGUGAGAAAAAGACUGCUUUUAGUUACUUUUUGUUUGUAAUUGUUUUUUAAUCAUCAUCAUUUACUUUUUAUUACACUAUGUCUCUAUGUACUUUUUUUUUUUUAAUUAAUUUUGGCCAAAGGGUGUGCAUUUCAAUUUCUUACACCCACUUGUUAUUUCAUAUGUUGACCAGAGGGAGAGCACUUCAAAUGUUUACACCCACUUGUUAUUUCAUAUAUUGACCAGAGCGGGAGCACUUUUAAAAGUGUGAAAAAUGCCUCCCUCGUUAGGACCAGCCUUUCUAGAUAUAUAAAGAUGUGUAUUUACAACAUUAAUAAAAUAUAAAUACUAUGCACACAUAAAAAAAGCUUGUUGUGAAAAAUGAGUUGGAAUAUCACACAAAAAAAACUUAGAAUUUUGUCAGUAUUAUAAUAAAAGUUGUAAUUAUACACAAGUCAACAUUUUACAAGAAAAACUGAACAUGUGUGCAAUAUUAUGAUAAAAGUUGGAAUAUUACUCAAAAACAGUCACAAUUUUACAAUAAAAGCUUAACAUUUUGGCAAUUUUAUGAAAAGAGUCGUAAUUUUAGUCAACAAAAGACACAAUUUUAUAAGAAAACCUGAAAAAAAUGUGCAUUUUUCUCAGCAAAAUUAUGACAUUAGUCAGAAUUUUACUCAAAAGAAGAACAACAACAAAAUUGUUAAUGUGAUAAAAGUCAGAAUUUUACACGAAAAAUGUCACCAUUUUUGCAUUAAAAAGUAAUAAUUUUACGAGAAGAUAAUGCAGUGUUGCAAAAAGAAUAUGAGAAUUUUUUCCCGAUUUUAUAAGGAAGAAGUCGACUCAUUGUGAGAAAAAGACUGCUUUUAGUUAUUUUUUGGUUAGUAAUUGUUUUUUAAUCAUCAUUGUUUACUUUUUUUUACUUUUUUUUAAUUAAUUUUGGCCAAGGGUGUGCAUUUCAAUUUCUUACGCCCACUUGUUAUUUCAUAUGUUGACCAGAGGGAGAGCACUUCAAAUGUUUACACCCACUUGUUAUUUCAUAUAUUGACCAGAGGGGGAGCACUUUUAAAAGUGUGAAAAAUGCCUCCCUCGUUAGGACCAGCCUUUCUAGAUAUAUAAAGAUGUGUAUUUACAACAUUAAUAAUAUAUAAAUACUAUGCACACAUAAAAAAAGCUUCUUGUUAAAAAUGAGUUGGAAUAUCACACAAUAAAAACUUAGAAUUUUGUCAGUAUUAUAAUAAAAGUUGUAAUUAUACACAAGUCAACAUUUUACAAGAAAAACUGAACAUGAGUGCAAUAUUAUGAUAAAAGUUGGAAUAUUACUCAAUAACAGUCACAAUUUUACAAUAAAAGCUUAACAUUUUGGCAAUUUUAUGAAAAGAGUCGUAUGAAAAGACACAAUUUUAUAAGAAAACCUGAAAAAAAUUUGAAUUUUUUCUUAGCAAAAUUAUGACAUUAGUCAGAAUUUUACUCAAAAGAAGAACAACAACAAAAUUAUUAAUGUUGUGAUAAAUGUCAGAAUUGUAUAUGACAAAUGUCACUAUUAUUGCAUUAAAAAGUAAUAAUUUUACGAGAACCGUCACAAUUUUACCAGAAAAGCUUCGCAUUUUGGCAAUUUUAUGAGAAACUUUGUAAUUUUAGUCAACAAAAGACACAAUUUCAUAAGGAAACUUGAAAAAUGUUGCCAAUAUUUUAAUAUAAAUAGGAAUUUUUACUUGGCAAAAUGAUGACAAAAGUCUGAAUUUUACUCAAAACAAGAACAACAACAAAAUUGUUAAUGUGAUAAAAGUCUGAAUUUUACACGAAAAAUGUCACCAUUUUUGCAUUAAAAAGUAAUAAUUUUACGAGAAGAUAAUGCAGUGUUGCAAAAAGAAUAUGAAAAAUUGUUCCCAAUUUUAUAAGGAAGAAGUCGACUCAUUGUGAGAAAAAGACUGCUUUUAGUUAUUUUUUGUUUGUAAUUGUUUUUUAAUCAUUUACUUUUUAUUACACUAUGUCUCUAUGUACUAUUUUUUUUUUAAAUUAAUUUUGGCCAAAGGGUGUGCAUUUCAAUUUCUUACACCCACUUGUUAUUUCAUAUGUUGACCAGAGGGAGAGCACUUCAAAUGUUUACACCCACUUGUUAUUUCAUAUAUUGACCAGAGGGAGAACACUUCAAAUGUUUACACCCACUUGUUAUUUCAUAUGUUGACACAGUCUCUUUGUUAAAAUCCUCCUUUUUGGGACCAGCAGGGGUGCAAAUGAGACAUUGUCUAUUAGAUGCAAUGUUAUUGGGACCAGGAUUUAUGUCAUCACCUCCUCAUAUGGAAGAUACUUUUCCUUCUUCAUGUCUCAAGAAGGCUAAAGAUACAAGAACACACACACACACACACACACACGUCGUUAGUUUGGGGAAAAGUCCUUCUGUCGUUCAUGUGCACACGGGCGCAUUUCUUUUGAUGAAAAGCACAGCAGAGGCGGGUGGGUGCCCAGAUGCCAACAUGGCACACGUUUACAUGGCACAGUGUUGCUACACCACUGCCCCCCCCCCUACACCCCACCCCUCAACGCCUACUUUGGGGGUCUGCAAAAAGUUAGGAAGACGAGGGAGAGAAAAAAAAAAAAAAGAGGCAGCAUUCUUUUCUACACAAGCUCACCACUCGCCUUAAAAAAAAAACAGGGACGGUCACUUUUCUCGGAGUCGUACAAGGUGUUGUCUGUCGCCGGCCGCCCGCGGCAGUCGUUGAUGUUUACAUUCAUACGGACGCUGCAAGGGGGGCGGAGCUAGCCAGUGCUUCCAGCGGGGAAGAGGUUUAUGUUACCUGCGGUAACGAGGGGGUGGGAGGGGGAGAAAGAGGACUCAGGAUUGACGCUUCCGGAGCGUUUGGUGGAGGCGUCCGAUUGGCUCGCGGGCAUACUUGCCAACCUUGACACCUACAAUUUCAGGAGGUGGGGGUCGGCGGGGGGUGGAGUGAAGAGGGGAGGAGUAUAUUUACAGCUACAAUUCCCCAAGUCAAGUAUUUCAUAUAUAUAUAUAUAUAUAUAAUAAAAUAAAUACUUGAAUUUUGGUGUUCAUUUAUCUACACAUAACACUCAUCUACUCAUUGUUGAGUUAAGGGUUGACUUGUCCAUCCUUGUUCUAUUCUCUGUCACUAUUUUUCUGCCCAUAUGCGUGUACAGUAGAUGGCAGUAUUGUCCCGUUUUAAGAGUGUCACGACAUUGCUGUUAACGGCAGACAAACUGCUUUCCGGUAGAUGACAACGUGACUGCUGUUGUUGUGUGUUGUUUUACCGCGCUGGGAGGACUUUAAUGAAACUGCCUAACAAUAAACCCACGUAAGAAACCAAGAACUCGCCCUCGAUCAUUCUAGAGUUCUAACGUCAUUGGGAAGAUGCGCUGUUUAAAUUGCGGGAAAGUGGACCUGAAAAAAGGCUGUCCUCCCUCAGGUCCGCACGGAGCUGGAGGGGGGUUGGGGUCAAGAGGGGAGGAGUAUAUUUACAGCUACAAUUCCCCAAGUCAAGUAUUUCAUAUAAAUAUAUAUAUAUAUAUAUAAUAAAAGAAAUACUUGAAUUUCAGUGUUCAUUUAUCUACACAUAUACGCACACAUAACACUCAUCUACUCAUUGUUGAGUUAAGGGUUGAAUUGUCCAUCCUUGUUCUAUUCUCUGUCACUAUUUUUCUGACCAUAUGCGUGUACAGUAGAUGGCUGUAUUGUCCUGUUUUAAGAGUGUCACGACAUUGCUGUUUACGGCAGACGAACUGCUUUACGGUAGAUGAAAACGUGACUGCUGUUGUUGUGUGUUGUUUUACCGCGCUGGGAGGACGUUAAUGAAACUGCCUAACAAUAAACCCACGUAAGAAACCAAGAACUUGCCCUCGAUCAUUCUAGAGUUCUAACGUCACUGGGAAGACGCGCUGUUUAAAUUGCGGGAAAGCGGACCUGAAAACAGGCUGUCCUCACUCAGGUCCGCACGGACCUGGAGGGGGCGUGGCCUCCAGCUCCGCCUGAAGUUCUUGAGAAAAUUUGAGCCAGGUGGUUUUCGGGAGGGUUGGCAAGUAUGCUCGCGGGGCAGGAAGUCAAAAGCGCUUCCUGCCCCGCUCAAAUCUCAUUGGUCCACGUGCAAGCACAAGGUGGGCGGGGCAUGUGACUCGGGGGCUGUCCUGCUGCUCGUGACCUUGAUCUGUCCUCCAUCUGGGAAAAGAACACAAAGGAUGUUUUUGUCUUCGCUCGCUCUCUCUCUCUCUCUCGGAGAAUAUUACACACAAAAAAAAAAGGUGUCGUCGUGUUUUCUCUUCUUUGUGCAGAUGAAGCUUUUGUCGCGUGUACUUCCUUUCGGCGUGGCGGUCGGUUCUAGCGAGAAGCCAAAGUAAGCGUGCUGCGUGUUCUGUUUGACAAGGCGAUGGGAUGGCGGGCCAACGACCACAUGCGGGCUUUCUAUUUCUACGACUGAUUGUACUUAUGCAUCAUUUUGUACCAGUGCUACUUUUUAUACUGGAGAUUAAAAAGCAUACACGGGGGGGAAAAAAAAUCGAGAAAAAACACACACAAAAAAAACCACGCCCCGCCCCCUGGCCCCUCCCAUCAGGUUUUCACGUUUCUUUCACUUCCUGGCUCGCUUUCCACUUUUUUUCUCUUUUCCGGUGUCCUGAAGAAAGAAAAAGAAAAUCAUUGUUUUUUUGGAGCGAUGCAAACUUUUAUUUUGACGUCUGUAACGUGUCGACAAAAGUAUUUGAGUGGCCUGGAGUGGGUUCAUGCAUUCGCUUCACGAUUCCAGCUGUUUGCUUUUAGCGCUUUCUCUGUCCUUUCUGUGAACUUCAGUGUGUAGCUCCAGCGGUCACCAUUCUUUUUGUAAACGUUUGUUCUUGUGUGAUGACGUUUUUUGCUUGUCUCCUAUAUUAAAACAUUUUUUCCUAA